AUCAAGGCCACCUUCCAUCAUCCAAACUUCACGCACCUAGACCACAAACAUCAAAGACAAGCAAGCAGUAGUAAAUAGAAAUCCAACAUGAAGACCCUCCUCAUCUUUGUCCUCCUUGGCAUGGUGAUGAACAUCGCCACUGCCGCUAGGCAGCUAAACCCUAGCAACAAAGAGUUACAGUCACCCCAACAAUCAUUUUUCCAUCAACAACAACCAUUUCCAACACAACAAUCAUAUCCGCAGCAGCCAUAUCCACAACAACCAUAUCCACCACAACAACCAUAUUCAUCGCAACAACCAUUUCCCACAAUCCAACAACAAUUCUCUCAGCAACCACAACAACCAUUUCCCCAGCCCCAACAACCGAUCCCCCUACAACCACAACAACCAUUUCCCCAGCAACCCCAACAACCACAACAACCUUUUCCACAGCCCCAACAACCAUUUCCCUGGCAACCACAACAACCAUUCCCUCUACAACCACAACAACCAUUUCCCCAGCCGCAACUACCAUUCCCCCAACAACCAGAACAAAUAAUUCCCCAGCAAUCCCAACAACCAUUCCCCCUGCAACCGCAACAACCAUUUCACCAGCCCCAACAACCAUUCCCUCACCAACCCCAACAACAAUUUCCCCAGCCCCAACAACCAACCCCCCUGCAACCACAACAACCAUUCCCCCAACAACCACAACAAGCUUUUCCCCAGCCCCACCAACAGUUCCCCUGGCAACCACAACAACCAUUUCCCCAACCCCAACAACCAAUUCCCCAGCAACCACAACAAGUAUUUCCUCUACAACUGCAACAACCAUUCCCCCAACAACUGCAACAACCAUUCCCGCAGCAACCGCAACAACCAUUUCCCCAGCCUGAACAACCAUUCCCCCAACAAUCACAACAACUACUCCCCCUACAACCAUUUCCCCAGCAACCCCAACAAUCACAACAAUCAUUUCCCCAGCCCCAACCCCGGCAAUCCCAACAACCAUCCAUCUUGCAACCGCAACAACCAUUACCCCAGCAACCCCAACAACCACAACAAUCAUUUAUCCAGCCCCAACAACCAUUACCCCAGCAAGCAGAACAAAUAAUUUCCCAGCAACCCCAACAACCAUCCCCCCAGCAACCACACCAACCUCAACAACCUUAUCUACAACAACAACAACCAUCUGGGAGUAGUGUAACAAGCUUUGGUGGCCAAUGAAAUGAAGACCUGUAAUGCAAGAUGGAUGGAUCAUCGUUGUUUAGUCAAUGAGCGUUCAAUGUAACGAUGAUAAAUAAAGUGAUGUGCACCAUCAUGUGUAACCCCGACCUAUACUAGUUCAAACAUGGGAAUAAAAGACAAAGAAAGUUCUUGUCACAAA
This is a messenger RNA of Triticum urartu, 1366 nucleotides long. RefSeq lists its product as uncharacterized. Lineage: Eukaryota; Viridiplantae; Streptophyta; Magnoliopsida; Poales; Poaceae. The record is from RefSeq and is a predicted model, not a curated record.